AUGCGCUGGUUUCUGCCUGCAUCAAUUGGCCUCCUCCACGCCGCCGUCAACGCCCAGACACCAGUAUCGUCCGAGGUAUUCGACAAAACGCUGCGGUAUGCGCAAUUCGCCGCCGCAGUGUACCAGGAGGACUGCCCGACGCCGCCCUUUGGCUCCGAGAUUGUCAAGAGUGUCGACGACGCCGACACGAGCACCCGAGCGGCCAUCUUCCGCGACGACAAGGCCAAGGAAGUCAUCGUCGCAUUUCGCGGCACCUCGUCGCCUCGGGAGCUCGACUUUGACCUGGCCUUUACGCUCGUCCCGCUCAGCGUGCCAGGCACGACCUGCCCCGACUGCAAGGUCCAUCAAGGGUUUCAAGAAUGCUACACCGCCCUGAUGAAGCCUCUGGCCACGACCCUGCAGGGCUUGCUGUGCGAAGAUGGCUGGCGCCUCGUCGUCACGGGCCACUCCCUCGGCGGGGGCAUCUCAGCCAUCGCCGCGGCAUCCUUCACCGGCCUGGGCUUCCAGGUGUCUGAAGUGUUUACCUACGGCGAGCCGCGCAACGGAAACGCCGCCUGGGCGCGGCACGCGAGCGAGGUGGUGCCGGACGACCGCUACUUUCGCGUGACGCACUCCACGGACGGCAUCCCGCAGAUCCCGCCGGCCGUCCUGGGCUACGUCCACCACUCGCCGGAGUACUUCCAGAGCGAGGAGGCAAACAACACGGCCGGGUCGACCUGGAAGUGCGAGAUUGACUCUCCGAAAUGCAAUGCCGGCCAGGAUUUUGGAUCGAGUCUGGUCAAUAAUGCGCACGUGUCGUAUAGCAAUACCGUGGUUGGGAGCUCGUUGUUUGUCCCGGCCUGCGGUGCGGUAUGGCCAUGA
Cordyceps fumosorosea ARSEF 2679 is the source of this 861-nucleotide messenger RNA. Its product is annotated as ferulic acid esterase A faeA. The transcript is spliced from 4 exons. The record is from RefSeq and is a predicted model, not a curated record. The coding region runs from base 1 to 861 and encodes 286 amino acids. Gene Ontology annotation, biological process: lipid metabolic process. Lineage: Eukaryota; Fungi; Ascomycota; Sordariomycetes; Hypocreales; Cordycipitaceae.